Molecule: messenger RNA, 447 nt
Organism: Phyllotreta striolata
Lineage: Eukaryota; Metazoa; Arthropoda; Insecta; Coleoptera; Chrysomelidae
Source: the annotation of a GenBank genome assembly
AUGUUUUAUUACACGGGUCCGGUGGAUAUGAUGGACAUCAGGGAUCAAAUCGGGUUCAUGAUUUUGCUCGGUUUGAUCAUAUUCCUCGUGCUGUUGAUCCGGAAAUUCAUCAAAGUGAAACAGGAGCAAUUCAAGAGGCAGAUGCAAAGGAGAGAAGAAGAAGAAUCUCAUCAAAACGACGAUAUAUUCAACAUAAGCAGCCGGGUGACACAGAACCAGGACCACCCGUGGCCCCCACACGACGCCCACAUUUCCAUCGAUCAUUUUAACAUCAUGGAUCACAUGAACAAACCAAUGUACGACGAUGCACCGCCAUCUUACGACGAAGUGAUGAAGACGCUCGAGCAGGCGCAGAGCGGAGGGGAAGGUUCGACGCCCAUCCAGGUGGUGGUGGAGGCGCCCAAAGCGACGGCGACGCCGGACGUCGCGACGCCGCCACUCUCCUAA